Messenger RNA from Delphinapterus leucas (beluga whale), 1738 nucleotides. RefSeq names its product claudin 23 (gene CLDN23). Gene Ontology annotation, molecular function: structural molecule activity. Gene Ontology annotation, cellular component: bicellular tight junction; membrane. NCBI's taxonomy places the organism in Eukaryota, Metazoa, Chordata, Mammalia, Artiodactyla, Monodontidae. The record is from RefSeq and is a predicted model, not a curated record.
AUCUCGGGCCCAGGUUUCGAUCAGACUUGCCCGCGAGCUGGUUUCGAUUAGGCGGCUGGGCGGGAGGUAGGGCGGAGCGGCCGGGACGCGGGGAGCGAACUAGGGACGGGUAGCGGAGCGCAGACGGCCCCGCGCCGGAGACAAAGAGCGGCCGGAGGAGAGCCGGGCGCAGGACUCCGGGCGUGGCGGCGACGAGCGUGCGGACUUCAGGGAGCCGGAGCCUGGAGCGCUCUCCGGGGGCGCAAGGGCUCGAGAUAGCAAGCCGGCGGCGGAGGCGGAGGCGGAGGCGGAGGAGUGGGCAGGUGCGCCGUCCAGGAUGAGGACGCCAGUGGUGAUGAUUCUGGGCAUGGUGCUCGCACCCUGCGGGCUGCUACUCACCCUGACCGGCACGCUGACGCCCGGCUGGAGACUGGUGAAGGGCUUCCUUGACCAGCCGGUGGACGUGGUGCUGUACCAGGGCCUGUGGGACAUGUGCCGCGAGCAGAGCAGCAGCGAGCGCCAGUGCGGUCAGCCAGACGACUUGGGCUACUUCGCCGCCGAGCCCGUGCGGGUGGCGCGGGGACUCAUGAUCGCGUCGCUGGCCGCCACGGCCCUGGGGCUACUGCUGGCGACGGUCGGCGUGCGCUGCUGGCAGGACGAGCCCCACUUCGCGCUGGCCGGCCUCUCCGGCGUCGUGCUUUUCGCCGCGGGCCUCUUGAGCCUCAUCCCAGUCUCCUGGUACAACCACUUCUUGGCGGAUCGCGCCGUCCUGCCCGCCCAGUCCAGCCCGGUCACCGUGCAGGUCGGCUACAGCCUGGUGCUGGGCUACCUGGGCAGCUGCCUGCUGCUGCUGGGCGGCUUCUCGCUGGCGCUCAGCUUUGCGCCUUGGUGCGCCGAGCGCUGUCGCAGCUGCCGGAAGGCGCCCCCAGGCAGGGCGCGCCGCAGCAGCAUCAGCACCGUGUACAUCGACUGGCCGGAGCCCGCGCUCACGCCGGCCAUCAAGUACUACAGCGACGGCCAGCACCGGCCGCGGCCCGUCCAGCUCGGCGCCGCCAGCCAGCGCAAGGCCGGCUUCCCGAUGCCCCGGCCGCCGCCCAAGGCCUACAGCAACCCGGUGGAAGUGCUCGAUGGGGAGAAGGCUCCCGAAUCCCACCACGGCGUGUCCUCCCGCAGCACCCGGUCAUGCGGCAGCGCGCUGCCCUGCGACUCCGACCUGUAGGCGGCGCCCCCAGCCUGCUCUGGCCGGGCCCUGUCUGGAUGAGGGACUCGCCCCACCACGGUCCAACCUUGAACUUGGCUGUUACCUUUCAGCUGGAAACACCUGGCUCGGAGUCGGACCCCCGGACACAUUCCUGUAACUGGUUUGGAGGGCGAUCUUCCUUUCCUAGCCAAACUCGACUCCUUGGACGAUUAGUUCAGGUUGGGUUUGGUUUUCUUUUUACAGAGUUUAGUGUUUCUCCCCCGAGGGAUCAGGGCCCUCUUCUGGACGACAGCCUUUUCAUACUUUUAGCUGGAGACAUAGGAAGAGUGACUUUGCAUCCUGCUGAUAAUAACAAUGUCAGAAUCAGCAAAUGGAGGCUCAAAACCGAUUGAACAUCUCCAAACAACAUUCUGAAAUGCUGAUGAACCUUGCAUCAAUAUAAUUAUCAUUAAUUUAUUUUCUGCUGCAUAAUUCAUUUUCACACAAACUGUCAAGAGACCAGUACCUUUCUGGUUAUAUUUGAAUGGGGCUGUUAAAAUAAACAUAGAGCCAUGCAAA